AUGAUGGCCCUAAGCGGCCACCUACUAACCUUUCUUCUAACCUCUACUUUUGCAGCUGUGCCCCAUGUUUUGCACUGCGAUAAUAAUGUCUACUGUAGCAGGAGACCAGGCCGAUCUUGGCACAACAAACGAAAAGUAGCUGAAUUGUUAGCACUUAACGGGGGAAAACCAUUCAGAAGAAACUCGUCAUUAAUAGUUACUCACGAACAAAAAGAGUAUUUAUGUCACGAUGAAUUAUUCACAGGAUUUCUACUAGAUAAAGAUGCUUUGAAAUGGGAAGUUAGCUGUUUAUGGGCAGGCAACGGAAUGCAUGUUGCUUGCGCUCCAGUGCCCGAUAACUACAGUAGUGUCCCAUUUGCGUACAUUCCACCUCCAGUCUGGCAGAAGAAGAUUAGGGAUUUUCGAGUGAAGAUAAGAUGCUCCAAAGAACGAAUUAAUAAAACAUGGCAGAUACCCGAAUUAUUCAUCUGUAACGAAAGAUGCAUUCAAGCUGGAAUCGGCUACGUCCCAAGCCUUAUUAUGCUUUUAUCUUUUUCAAUAGCAUUCAUCAAAAACUGCCUACUAUAACAAAUAAAC
This is a messenger RNA of Cylicocyclus nassatus, 576 nucleotides long. Lineage: Eukaryota; Metazoa; Nematoda; Chromadorea; Rhabditida; Strongylidae. The record is from the annotation of a GenBank genome assembly.